Molecule: messenger RNA, 1899 nt
Organism: Callorhinchus milii (elephant shark)
Lineage: Eukaryota; Metazoa; Chordata; Chondrichthyes; Chimaeriformes; Callorhinchidae
Gene: bub3
Product: BUB3 mitotic checkpoint protein
Exons: 7
Coding region: 167-1141 (324 amino acids)
Biological process (GO): mitotic spindle assembly checkpoint signaling
Cellular component (GO): bub1-bub3 complex; mitotic checkpoint complex; kinetochore
Molecular function (GO): ubiquitin binding
Source: RefSeq, a predicted model, not a curated record
GGGGGGGGGGUGGGGAGGGGGAGUUUGGCGCCGGCACCGCAGCGCGAGGUGGAAGCGGCGGAACGAGCGGUUUCCGCGAUUUUGAAAAAUAACGAUUUUUUUUUUCAAUUUUUAAAAAAAAACCGACAGCCGAACUGCGGCGGCGGCGGCGGAGCGGCAGCGCGAGAUGACUGGCUCAAAUGAAUUCAAGCUUAAUCAGUGUCCUGAAGAUGGGAUCUCAGCAAUUAAAUUCAGUCCCAAUACCUCUCAGUUCCUGUUGGUGUCAUCCUGGGAUUCUACUGUCCGGUUGUAUGACAUCACUUCGAACAACAUGCGGCUAAAAUAUCAGCAUUCAGCAGCUGUCCUGGACUGUGCUUUUCAUGAUCCGACACAUUCUUGGAGUGGUGGAUUGGACCUUUCACUUAAAAUGCAUGAUUUAAACACGGACCAAGAAUCUGUUGUGGGCUCACAUGAUGCUCCAAUCCGCUGCGUUGAAUACUGUCCAGAGGUGAAUGUAAUGGUGACGGGAAGUUGGGAUCAGACAGUUAAAUUGUGGGAUCCCAGAACACCUUGCAAUGCUGGGACAUUUGCCCAACCAGAAAGGGUGUACACUCUUUCUGUGUCUGGAGAACGUCUAAUUGUUGGAACUGCUAGUCGCCGUGUACUUGUCUGGGACUUGAGGAAUAUGGGAUACGUACAACAGAGGAGAGAGUCUAGUCUAAAGUAUCAGACUCGCUGCAUUAGAGCAUUUCCAAAUAAACAGGGUUAUGUUCUAAGUUCAAUUGAAGGACGUGUUGCAGUGGAGUACUUGGACCCUAGUCCAGAGGUGCAAAAGAAAAAAUAUGCUUUUAAAUGUCACAGAUUAAAGGAAAACAACCUUGAACAGAUCUAUCCAGUUAAUGCUAUUUCAUUCCACAGUGUUCACAACACAUUUGCUACAGGUGGAUCUGACGGAUUUGUGAAUAUCUGGGAUCCCUUCAAUAAAAAGAGGUUGUGUCAGUUUCAUCGCUACCCAACUAGUAUUGCAUCACUUGCCUUCAGUAAUGAUGGCUCUGCCAUUGCUAUAGCAUCCUCAUACAUGUAUGAAAUGGGUGAAAUUGACCAUCUGGAGGACAGUAUCUACAUUCGUCAAGUGACAGAUGCUGAAACAAAACCCAAGUGAGUUUCUUCUCAGUUGGGUUUUAUUCUUUUUAUACCAUUCAUUUGAAACAUUUAUGUUUCUUAAUUUCAUAAAAAAUUAUUGAUGUUGAGUGGACAAUGCAGCUGCCAGCCAGCAAGGCCAGGUUGAUUUUAUCUUCUCCCAAGCUUUCAAUAUCCGCAGACUGAUAAACAUUGCUUAGAUAGUGUGCCUUGUUUUCAGAGGCAAGAGGUUAAAUAGUGGUGCUCUUUCUGAAUUCCACAACUUUGAUCAGUGAAAUUUAACAUUACAAAAGUAUGUUUGCUUGAGGUAUUUAAUUUUUGAUGGCUUAUGAUGGGAAUGCUAAAUAGAUAGGAAGUUUUAUUUUACAAGAUCUGCACAGAUUUUGACCAAUUAUAACCUUAUUUGCUAAACUUAGUAAACUGUUGAUAUGGAAAAUGGUUCUUUGACAUGUUUUAUAAUCUUAGAUCUAGAAGAAUCCUUCCAACAAUUCUUCCCAUUUGAAUUGCCAGGUGACUUAUAAAUACUUAUAACAGUUGAUUAUAGGAUAUUGGUCCACUUCCUUGACUUUUUUCAAAGCCCUAUAAUCAAAUAUAAUCAUUGUUUUUUCUCUGAAAGCCAUGCUGGAAGAGCUCACACUACCUCUGUUUCUUUUCCUUUGUAGUUUAAUUGUAAUCGCUAUUGUCCAGCCUAUUGAAUGUUCUUGGCCUGUAUUAAAUAAUCUAGUUGUUGUCUUUUGUUCUCUUUGUAUGUUUAAAUUUCAAUNAAAAAUAUAAAUUAAA